This is a messenger RNA of Trametes versicolor FP-101664 SS1, 2164 nucleotides long. RefSeq names its product alpha/beta-hydrolase. The record is from RefSeq and is a predicted model, not a curated record. The transcript has 18 exons. Gene Ontology annotation, biological process: proteolysis. Bases 22 to 2049 code for a protein of 675 amino acids. Gene Ontology annotation, molecular function: serine-type carboxypeptidase activity. Lineage: Eukaryota; Fungi; Basidiomycota; Agaricomycetes; Polyporales; Polyporaceae.
CGGCCCACGAUCCCGCUCAACAUGUCACGCCUUGCGAGUGUAGCCGUGCUCCUGGCCCUCGUCGUCGCGGACGUCCACGCCGCCUACCCGCCGAGAGACGUUCCCAGCACGUUCCCCCACGACUACCCUGGCAAGCCCUCCGGCGACUUCAGCCCGGUCUGGCAGAGCUACUUUGAGGUCAAUGGCUCGCUCCCUAAUGUGACCUGGGAGCUCCCGCGCAACUUUGCAGGGAACAUCCCAGUGAACAGAGCAGGGCAUCCCAAUGACACGCUCUUCUUCUGGGCGUUCGAGAAGGAAAAUGGGUCGCUCACGGCCAGCGCGAACGACCGCGCGAGUGAGCCUUGGGGGAUAUGGCUCAACGGAGGCCCGGGAUCGUCAAGUCUGAUUGGUCUGACGUCUGAGAACGGACCUAUUCAUAUCAAUGCGGACUUCAGUGCACAGCAGAACAACUUCAGCUGGGACAGGCUUGCGGACUACGUCUGGGUAGACCAGCCAGUUGGCGUGGGCUUCUCGACAGCAGACUCGGCAGGAUUCGUUCAUGAUGAGGACGAGAUGGGCAGAGAUUUCAUGGGCUUCCUGUCAAAUUUGGUGAAGGUCUUCCCGAGCCUCAAAACACGACCGCUCUACGUCACUGGCGAGAGUUACGCAGGGACAUACAUUCCAUACAUUAUGAAGACGUACUUUGGCUUGACGGACCCUCCCGUGAACAUUGCGAAGUUCGCGAUCGGAGACGGUACCGUCGGCUCCUUUGAGGUCUUCGAGUUGCUGCCUACUGUGACAACCAUCGAGACGUACCCACAGCUCAUUGGGUACGACCCAGCAGUAUUCGAGUUCUUCCGCGAGCAGACGCACCUCUGCGGAUACGACCUGAAUCUCACCUACCCACAAAACGGGCAUUUCCCAACCCUCACGUUCGUCGAGCCCAGCAACAACGAGGAGCCUUUCCGUUCCCUGUCCCGCUUCAACUCCCGCACGCGCCACGAGACCCGCCUUCGCGCGCGCGAGGUGCUCCGCAACGCGAAGCGCUCUGCCAAGAUCGAACAGCGAGACAGCGUGGCGGUCGGAGCAGCGAAGAAGCGUGACUUGAGCGGGAGGGCCAACGGGACGAUCGACCCGUGGUACGGGUGUGAUAUUUAUGACGAGAUGAUCGACUAUGCAGUCAAUUUCUCUGCGCCGUGGAACGCUGCGCACGAUAACUUCAAUGGCUUCGACGUUUAUCAAGUUCCUGACGCGCUGGAUCCUGAAGCCAACAUGGAUGCCUCGUUUUUCUUCAAUGACGCGAAGACACGCGCAGCUUUGCAUGCGCCGACGAGCAAGAACUGGACGGGCUCGAUCUUCUACCCGUUCCUGGGGGAUCCUCUGUUCGAAGGCAACGAUCCCAGCGUGGAACCGAUGGCGUUCUUGACUGACCUCGCGGCCAACGCAUCCGCGCACAACGUUUCGGUCAUCCUCUACUCCGGAAACGACGACUCUCUUGUUGCGCAUCGCGGUACUGAAGUGGUCAUACAGAACACGACCUUUGGUGGGAUCCAAGGCUUCACUCGGCAGCCCUCGACUCCCUGGAUCGACGACAAUGGCGACGUCGGCGGCAUCGUGCACCAGGAGCGCAACUGGACCUACGUCCUCAUCGAAGGCGCAGGCCACCUCGUCCCAUACACGAACCCCGGCCGAGGUUUCGUCCUGCUCCGCGAGUUCAUCCUCGGCAACAACCAGACCGGGCUGGUCACCAACUCGAGCGGGACCGUCAACGUUGUCGGCGGCGAGAGCAGCGCGCUCGCGGUCGACGCGAUUCCUGGCCAGCUUGGGAUCUUCGUCGGCUCGGGCACGACGCAGUCGACGUACACGUUCCCCUCCGCGACGAUUGCAGCGUGGAGCAGCUAUAUCGCGACCGCAACCGUCAUCCCACCAGGCGGGCUUGCCGCGUCAGGUUCCGGAAGCGCGACGGGCCCGAAGGCUACUGGGAAUGGCGCUGCGCGUGGGGUGGAGGCUUGUGUUCUCUUGUUCGCUUUGUCGUUGGGUGUUGUGUUGGUUGUGGGCGGUGCUUUGUGAGUAGAAUUUGGGGGGUGACACUUUCUGGGUGUACGAGCUGGAAUGACUGUGAUGAACGCAUGUACUACACUUCCUUACGACCGUCGUACACCAAUAGAAGGAACCUCUAUAGUAU